AUGAGAUGGAACAAGAAGAACGUCAUCAACCUCGUCUCAAACUCCACUCACCUCCCCGCUCCCAUCACCCCGCCGCCACCUGAGAUCUACAGAUUACCUCAUCCUCUACCCAAGCCUCCUACCAACAACACCCCCAUCCCUCCCACUCUCACUCUCUCUCCAUCUCCCCAUCACUCCCACUUCCACAACUUCCUCGAAACCAACCUCCCUCACCACCAAACCCUAACCCCACAAUCCCUCACCACCUUCCUCCGCUCCAACCUCCGUCACCACCCCCUCUUCGCCCACCACGACUUCGCCGUCUUCAUCUGGGCCUCCACCCUCGACACCUUCCGCCACGACCAUGAUUCCUUCCUCUGGAUGGCUAGAUCCCUCGCCGCCACCCACCGUUUCUCCGAUCUCCACCGUCUGCUCGGUUUCGUCGCCGCGAAUCCUUGCCCCUGCGCCUCAGGUAUCUUCUCUUGCCCAAAGCUGGAACCUUUAUUCCGUGGGGCGAUAGAUGCAUACUGUAGAGCUGGGAAGAUGGAUUUAGCACUGUUAGGGUUUGAUACGAUGAAGAGAUUAAUCGAUGGGAAAAUAAACGUUGCCAUUUACAACACUGUGAUGAAUGGUUAUGUGAAGUGUUGUGAUAUGGAGAAAGCUUUAUUGUUUUAUAAGAGGAUGGGGAAGGAAAGAGUGAAGCUUGAUGUGUGCACGUUCAACAUUCUUAUAAACGGUUAUUGUAAGAGUGGUGAGUUUGAUAAGGCUUUGGAUAUGUUUAGGGAGAUGAAGGAGAGAGGAGGUUGUGAGCCUAAUGUGGUUAGCUUCAAUACUUUGAUAAGAGGGUUUUUAGGGAAGGGGAAGGUUGAGGAAGGUGUUAAAAUGGCUUAUGAGAUGAUUGAGUUAGGUUGUGGAUUCUCUGAAGCUACUUGUGAGAUUCUUGUUGAUGGGUUGUGUAGAGAAGGUUUGGUUGAUGAUGCUUCAGGGUUGGUGAUUGAUCUUUUGGGGAAGAGGGUUUUACCUAAAGGGUUUGAUUAUGGGAGUUUAGUUGAGAGGCUUUGUAGAGAGAAGAAGGUGGAUAGAGCGGUGGAGAUGGUUGAGGAGGUUUGGAAGAACGGUGGAGAUUUGUGUUUGAUUGCUUGUACUACACUCGUUGAAGGGUUGAGGAAAUCAGGAAGAGCAGAGAAAGCAUCAGAGUUUAUGGAGAAGAUGAUGGUGAAUGUAGGCGUGGUUCCUGAUAGUGUGACGUUUAACUUGGUUCUUCGGGAUCUCUGUGAUUCUGGUCGUUCGGUUGAUGCAAACAGGUUGAGAGUAUUGGCAACAAGGAAAGGAUUUGAGGCCGAUGAGACGACGUACCAUGUUUUGGUUUCGGGGUUUUCGAAAGAAGGGAGGAGAAAGGAAGGAGAAGUUUUGGUGAAUGAGAUGUUGGAUAAAGACAUGUUGCCUGAUAUCUUUACGUAUAAUAGAUUGAUGAAUGACCAAUUGAAGGAUCAUUUCCUCAAACUAACACCGAGUGGUACUGUCACUCUCAGUCACACUAUGAAGAGCUUCAGGCUAAAGAACAAAAAGGGCAUCAGUGAAGGAGGAAGAGGAGAGAAAGCUUCUCUUUACACAGAAGCUGACAAGUUAUGCAAAGUGAUAUCAUGCAAAACUAUACCUCAAAGGCACAUGGAGUAUUAUUGA
This is a messenger RNA of Eruca vesicaria subsp. sativa (arugula), 1662 nucleotides long. The record is from the annotation of a GenBank genome assembly. Lineage: Eukaryota; Viridiplantae; Streptophyta; Magnoliopsida; Brassicales; Brassicaceae.